UGGUUUUAACCUGCAUUUUUGUUUAUUGCUUGCAAAUAUCUUUGAUUGUUUAUUUAUUAAUUUCUCAUCAGAGAAUGUCAGAGAUCAUUUCAAAGCAUUGAACACUAAAAGAACUUUCUUUUAGAGUUCACUGUUUCAAAGAUAUUCAUAAAAGAUAUAUAUAAAUAUAUCCACAACUAACGGAGGAAAAAUGGAUAGAGAUGAACGAAGUAUUGAUGUCAAAGAAGAGGUACAUAUUAUUCACGAUGAGGUGAAAUUAGAAGUUUCUGAACAAUUUAUAGAUGAAAAUGGAGUUUAUGGAAGAGAAGAAUAUAAAAUUAAGAAUGAAGAAAUCAACUCUAAUUCCUUAGUUAUAGAAGGUGAUUUAAAUCAAUCAUCAGUCUCUUUUACCGAAGAAAUGUUUCCAGUAUUACAUUCGCCUGGCAAUAAAUCUGAACCAGAAUAUCACUUGGUUGAUUAUCCUGCAGGUGAAGAAAAAUAUCUUGAUAAACACAUACAGUAUGAUCAUACCUCCAGUUCUAUAGAUGACAAGAAACGGCGGACUAAAUUAGGAGUCGUAGAUAUUUCUGAACAAGUUAUAGACAAAGAAAGAGUUCAUGAUAGAGAAGAAUAUAUAAUUAAGAAUGAAGGCAGCAACUCAAAUUCCUUAGUAACAGAAGGCGAUGCAAAUCAUUCAUCUGCCUCUUUAACUGAAGAAAUUCCCGGAGUAUUAGAUCCAGCAAGCGAUGAAUCUCUUCCUUUGAAUAUUAAGAAUCACAAGUGUGCCUCUUUUAAAGGAAAAGAGCCUAAAGUAUUAGAUUCUCUGAUGAAUAACUCUGAAACAGUUCACUUGGAGCAGAAUGAAUGUAAUAACAGAUGUCCUUCGAGUGAAAAACAUGAUCUUGGAACUCGCAUCCAGUGUGGUUCAAGUUCAAAAGAUCGCAAUAAAAAAAAGGUAAAGUCCAUCCAUUCAAAUAUCAAAAAUCACAAGUGUGACUUAUGUGACUUUGUUACAAAUAGAAAAUGGGAACUUAAAAAUCAUACAAACUCAGUUCAUUUAAAUAUCAAAAAACACGAAUGUCACUUAUGUGACUAUGUUACAAAUAAAAACUGGGACCUUCAAAAGCAUGUCAAUCGUGUUCAUCUGAAUAUUAGAAAACACAAGUGUCAUUUAUGUGAAUUUGCUUCAUGUGAAAAACAAAAACUGGAUGUACACAUUAAAUCCGUUCACCUGAAAAUCAAAGAAAACAAGUGUCAUCUAUGUGACUAUGAUACAAGCACCAAAAGUACUCUUCAAACCCAUAUUGAAUCUGUUCAUAUGAGAAUUAAGAAAAUUAAGGAUCACAAGUGUAACUUAUGUGAAUUUGCUGCAAGCUCGAAAACCGUCCUUGAUAAUCAUGUGAAAUCUGUUCAUUUAAAAGUCAAGGAUAACAGAUGCCAUCUAUGCGAGUAUGUUGCAUGUAGAAAAGAUACUCUUCAAAAUCAUAUCGAUUUUGUUCACUUAAAUAUCAAGAAAUACCAGUGUGACCUAUGUGAAUAUGCUGCGAGUGUCAAGAAAUGCCUUGUAGCGCAUGUUAAGUCAACACAUUUGAAAAGUAAGGAGCACAAGUGCCAUUUAUGCGACUACGAUACAGAAAGAAAAGAAAAUCUUCAAAGGCACAUCGAUUCUGUUCAUUUGAAAAUCAAGCAACAACAGUGUCAUCUAUGCGACUAUGUUGCAUCCGAAAAAAGUAGCCUCCGAUAUCAUAUCAAUUCUGUUCAUUUGAAAAUUAAGGAGCACAAGUGCCAUUUAUGCGACUACGAUACAGAAAGAAAAGGAAGUCUACAAAGACACAUCGAUUCUGUUCAUUUGAAAAUCAAGCAACAUCAGUGUCAUCUAUGCGACUAUGCUGCAACCGUGAAAGAUAGCCUCCGAUAUCAUAUCAAUUCUGUUCAUUUGAACAAGCAACAUCAGUGUCAUCUAUGCGACUAUGUUGCAUCCGCAAAAAAUAGCCUCCGAUAUCAUAUCAAUACUGUUCAUUUGAAAAUUAAGGAGCACAAGUGCCAUUUAUGCGACUACGAUACAGAAAGAAAAGUAAAUCUUCAAAGGCACAUCGAUUCUGUUCAUUUGAAAAUCAAGCAACAACAGUGUCAUCUAUGCGACUAUGUUGCAUCCGAAAAAAGUAGCCUCCAAUAUCAUAUCAAUUCUGUUCAUUUGAACAAGCAACAUCAGUGUCAUCUAUGCGACUAUGUUGCAUCCGCAAAAAAUAACCUCCGAUAUCAUAUCAAUACUGUUCAUUUGAAAAUUAAGGAACACAAGUGUGAUACAUGUGAGUAUGUUACAAGCAGAAAAAGUAUUCUUCAAAAGCAUAUUGAAUGCGUUCAUUUAAAGAAACACAAGUGUCAUUUAUGCGAAUACACUUCAAAUAUGAAAACCAAACUCAAUAAACACAUAAAAACCGUUCAUUUGAAAAAAUAAGAUUAUACAAGUGUCCACUAAGUGUUUUCAUUACACAUAGAAGAAGUUACCUUAAGAAGCAUGUAGACCAUAUCCAUCUAAAAUAUCACGAAACACAAGUGUUUCUUAUGCGAUUUUGCUGCAGGAGAAAAAACAUAAACUUGAUGUACACAUAAAAACAUUUCAAAAUCAAGGAAUACAAGUGUCAACUAUGUGAGAAUUAUGCAGGUAGAAAAAAUAGUCUUAAGAGGCAUAUCGCCAAUAUUGACGCAAAUAUCGAGGACCCUUUGUUAUAGUGACAAGUAUAAUUUUUCGCUCAUGUAUUUUAUAUUUUUCAUUGAAUCGUUUCUUCUGUCAUCUGAAGUGAUCGAGACAAAGCAGUCAUUUCCUCUUAAGAUAAAGGUAUUAUAAGGAAUAUGCAAACUUGUACCUAUACCUUUUAUUGUGAAAACUAAAAGAGCUAAAAGGAAAAGUUAAAUACAAAAUUUGUCUGUAA
Messenger RNA from Coccinella septempunctata (seven-spotted ladybird), 2912 nucleotides. RefSeq names its product zinc finger protein 808-like. The coding region runs from base 191 to 2437 and encodes 748 amino acids. Gene Ontology annotation, biological process: regulation of gene expression. Gene Ontology annotation, cellular component: nucleus. The transcript is spliced from 4 exons. NCBI's taxonomy places the organism in Eukaryota, Metazoa, Arthropoda, Insecta, Coleoptera, Coccinellidae. The record is from RefSeq and is a predicted model, not a curated record.